CCACAGGUGGUUAAAUACAGCAGCUGAUACAUCUUUGUCUCGGAGACAGGUUAUGCAGAGAACAACGCUCAACUUGUGAAAAUUUUACAAUACACUAACAGUGCAGAUUGUCCUGGAGCAUCAUUCUUUUGCGUCAUAUUGUGGCUUGUGCUGUAAUCAGUGUCUCCAUGUCAUCACUGUGCCUCAGCAGUGUCCUGACUUGUGCCAACCUCACCAUGUAUCAGACUGGCAUAUCUGAUGUCCUUCCACAGCAAUCCAGUGUGCUGCCCAGCAUCAAUACCUUGCAGGUCAGCAAUCCAGGGUACAGCUCCAACAUGAACGUUCAGUGGUACAGGCAGAUAAGCCCUCAAAGUUGGACAGCUGACAAUGUUCUGGAGUGGAUCAGCAACCAAGUAGAGAGCACCAAAUUUGAUGCGAGCACCCUAAAUUUGGCCUACUGCACCAUGGAUGGCCCCACCCUCUGUCAGAUGAACAGGGACCAGAUGAUUGGACUCUUCGGCCCGCAACUUGGCGUACACCUCCAUCAGAGUCUGCAGGACCACAAGACCAAAUAUGAUCUGCAGAGCUUGUCAGGACCAGAGCUGAAUGAGACCUGCCAGCUCUUGGACAACUUCCUGGAUAACCUAAACUUCCCUCUGCUCAGCACCAUUAGAAUUGGGCAAGCUUCUGAGGAAGAUGUCAGCAAGAGUGAGUUUGACUACAGUGAAGAUUAUGACCUGACCAGUUUGACCAUGGAGCCCAUGACACCUCUGGAAGACACAGAGUACCUGUCUGAUAAUCACUCUGACAGCGAGUACAGCUCCUCCUCCAACAGUGGCAUGUUUGGCUUUUCAAACCUCAGCUCACCAGAGUCUGGCAGUGGUGAAUCAGACCCAGAGUUCUCCUACCCUCUGAUUUCAAAAGCACACAUCAAGACAGAGAAAGGGGAUUCUCGACUGAAGCGACCACGGGGACGACCUCCUAAACUCAGUGGAGAGCACAACAGUAGCAUUUAUGCCAGUUCAAAGAAAAGCAAACACGCGCCUCGUGGUACUCACCUGUGGGAAUUCAUCAGGGACAUUCUCAUCCAUCCAGAGAGAAACCAAGGACUGAUGAAGUGGGAGGACCGCCGUGAGGGUGUCUUUAAGUUCCUCAAGUCUGAGGCUGUGGCUCAGAUGUGGGGCCAGAAGAAGAAAAACAGCAGCAUGACAUACGAGAAACUCAGUCGUGCCAUGAGGUAUUACUAUAAGAGGGAGAUCCUGGAGCGAGUGGAUGGCCGAAGGCUUGUAUACAAAUUCGGCAAAAACUCCAGCGGGUGGAAGAUUGAGGAGAUUGGCAAGGGCAUGUGAGGCAUGAGUCACAGAGCAGGUAGAAACCAAAAGUCAAUCAGAGCGAUUGUUCAGGAACUAGAAAUACUUGUGUGGCCUGUCCUGAAAAAAAACCCUUGCCACCCUCUCAGAUGUUUAAGACACUAACUUCCUUGUAGAAGGAAGGUGUUACAGAAAAUGUAAGCCAGUGUUUUUGGCUGUAGUAGGUUUUAUGAACCAAUAUUAAAGUUCUACCUGUUUUAUGUUUUUGAUUUAUAUCACUUAAAAAAACUUAUCGUGUUUAGUAACUAAAAUGGAAAUUGUUUUUGUUGUGAGUUUGUCUUAGCACCUAGAACCUGAUGAAGCAAACUUUACAGUUCUAGAGAAAUCACUCUGGUGUUUGCAUGCAAGUUUUUUUUGUUUGUUUGUUUUGUUUUUUUUACUGAUACUGGACUCAGACUCAGCCACAUCCGAGAUUAUGGCUUCACUUUGGUAUAGGGGCAUUAAUGACUUUAUUGUGGCACUUGAUAUAUUACGUUCUUUUCCUUCUUAUUUUCAUAUCACAGCCAUAUUAUCAGUUUUCCUUGUAAAUGUUAAAUCACUUGUGGAGCUGAAUAUAGGACCACAUUUGAUCACAUCUUCUAAAGGUAAACUUAAUCUGAAAGACCAAGACAUGACAGGGAGAGAUAAACGUAGGUGAUGCCUUUUCACAUAAUAUAGUAACAAUGUGCACUACAUGUCUAUUGGUAUCACUUAUUAUAAAGUGUGUUUAUACAAUGUUUAAGUGAAAAAAUGUUUAAGAGUGACUAGAUCAUAUCUUGUGAUGUCAUAUGUAUAGUUUGUAUUAAUCAAACAGAAAUCAGUUGCACGUUGUUUGUGUGAUUAUGUUAAUGUGAUUAAUCCAGUCUGCUGUCAUCCAGUUUGGGUUGAUAAAUGUAUAUGUCUGUGAAUUAACCAUAUCAUUCAUGAUAUUACUUCAUUAUUGGAAUAAUGUUUCAUAUAAAUAAAUUUUGAUAUAUUU
Messenger RNA from Scatophagus argus, 2307 nucleotides. RefSeq names its product E74-like factor 3 (ets domain transcription factor, epithelial-specific) (gene elf3). NCBI's taxonomy places the organism in Eukaryota, Metazoa, Chordata, Actinopteri, Scatophagidae. Bases 168 to 1328 code for a protein of 386 amino acids. The record is from RefSeq and is a predicted model, not a curated record. Gene Ontology annotation, cellular component: nucleus. Gene Ontology annotation, molecular function: sequence-specific DNA binding; DNA-binding transcription factor activity, RNA polymerase II-specific. The transcript is spliced from 9 exons. Gene Ontology annotation, biological process: regulation of transcription by RNA polymerase II; cell differentiation.